Zerene cesonia (dogface butterfly) is the source of this 1668-nucleotide messenger RNA. RefSeq names its product GSK3B-interacting protein-like. Bases 145 to 510 code for a protein of 121 amino acids. Gene Ontology annotation, biological process: regulation of canonical Wnt signaling pathway. Gene Ontology annotation, molecular function: protein kinase A binding; kinase regulator activity. The transcript is spliced from 2 exons. NCBI's taxonomy places the organism in Eukaryota, Metazoa, Arthropoda, Insecta, Lepidoptera, Pieridae. The record is from RefSeq and is a predicted model, not a curated record. Gene Ontology annotation, cellular component: cytoplasm.
UUAUAUUUAAUCAUUUAUUUACAUAUUUCUAUUAAGAUAAUCAAACCCUUUGUGCUGUACAAAAUAGCAAGCGUGUAUUAAAAAAAUAACAUAAACUAUAGUGAACCUUUCAUCUUGGAGUAUCCCCAGUAUAAAGCUGAUACAAUGUCAGAACAAGUGCUGGACGAGGAAACGUGGCCAAUGGAAGCGCAAGCCGCCAUCAACGACAUCAAAGAGCACGUGAAGGCAGCAACCAUCUCCUCCGCGCUGAAGAACACAAAUCAACGCAUCUUCAUCAACAUGACCACUUUAGAAGACCUCAAUUACUGUAUCGAAAUGUCCUCGGCCGGGUUCAGGGUGGUCGGUCGGAUGUACGAUGACACAAGUUUGUCAACAAUAGAGAAUAUGAAUUAUGAAACACCGUACGCUCUACUGAAUAGCAUUAGCCAAAAGUACAGGGAAUCGUUUGGUGGCGAACUGAUGAACAAACUGCUCGACUUAGCAAAGAAAGAAGGAAAGACGGAAGGUUGAUAUGCCUAUGGCUCACACUAUAAUAAUAAGGACUGAAUUGGUUUUCUUGUCGAUUAUUUCAUAUACUUAGGUGUUGAUGUACGUGAGCUUAUAUGAACAUUGAAUGGGUCAGAGAAAACAUUUUACAAUAUUAUUGUGAUCACACGUUUCGAUAAGGAUUGUUGAACAAAUUGUAUCUGAUACAAAAUAUAAAUCGAUCAUAAUUUCCAAAAUUGAAAGAAAAAGCGUGCACGCAUUGCAAUGCUUCGACACGCCUGAGGAUAUAGUCCACAAUUCGUAUGUCAAUCAAAUUUUAUAGGACACAUCUAUACAGUCUUUCUUCCAUAAAAAUCGUUGAUUAGAUUGAUUGUGUUAGUUCAAAUAAAUGUUGUAAUAUUAUAUUUAAUAGACUGGCUCUACUAGAAUAGUAUAAGAUGAAUACUGUGGUGACGGAUUUCGUACAAAUUUUUUAUUUGAAGUUGUAAACUAGUACCUAACUACUACAUAUUGUAGAAUUAUAUGAAUUUUCAAUGUUAUUGAGAACAUUGUGUAAAUAUAUAAAAAGAAAUAUCAAAAUAUUACAUAGACUUGUUUAAUCACUACAUUAACUAAGAAUAAAAUAUAUUAAUUUGUGUCUCCCUUGUUAAAUCUUAUCAAAAAACAUACCUUCAUUCACAUUGAAUAUGGGACAAGGGAUAAAAAUGCAGUUUUAUGACAAAUAUAAGUAUUUUAGACGAGCUUAAUAAUAGUUAUCAUAAAAUUUGGACAUACAGUACCUAUACAGAUGUACAAGAAGGAAGAUAAUUGAAAAAGAAAGUUUAUUUAGGUGUGAUUAUUUUAAAGUACAAUUAAACUUGUCAAUAUGACAUUACCCGCAUAUACCUGCUAAAAUUUUACGUUGUUCUAAGGCGGGCUGUAUACGACAAAUAAAACAUCUCCAAAGCUUAAGUAGUACCAAAAAUCUCAAGCUAUUGUAUCUCAACUAUUUUCUUGCUUUAAUAAUUACGAUGAAACUAUCGUGCGGUUGUAAAUUAUAUAUGUAUGUAUGUAUGUAUUCUAUGAUUAUAACUUCUAGUGCAAUAUCUAUCCACUAGUCUUAAGAGCAGACUGAGUAGUUACAAUAAUUAUGUACACUUUAUAUCACGUGUUUUGAUAGAAAAGCAUAUUAUUAUUCAGUAA